UCCAAUUUCUUGCGCCUUGGACCCUGCAAAUUGCACCGGAUCGCAUAACGAAUCCCGAGUCAAAUUUCCCCCCGCCGCUCGGUGUAUUUAGAAGAAACGUCUACUUGUGAGCCAUGGCAGAUGCAGCGAAGCCCAAGAGGCGCCUACCCUUCAAGCCCACCGCUUUGCGACAAAAGUCCGACCCGAAGCCCGCAACACAGAAGAACACCGACGAAGACGAAGACGAUGACGAUGGUCUCAGCCUCUUCAAGCGCUCCGCCGAAUUCUUCCCCGUCGCAGUUGCCGAACAGGAGCGGCGUAUGAAGCGGAAGCAGGCGGAACGAGAGAAGAGCACACAAGCGCGCUCGCCAGAGCGCGAGACGGAGCCUGUGCCGAGAGCCAGCCAAGAGCCUGGCAAGGACAACGUUAAAGAGGACACAGGGGAACCCGGCACGCCGCCAUCAAAACGCUCGCGAACCAGCGACGAAUCCCCGCAAUCGAGAACGAAGCAGUCGCCGUACAAGCGCCGCGAAGGCACAGAGACACCCUCGAAGCGCUUGACCCGCGCCGCCGCGUCGCGGACGCCUCGGAAACAGGAGGUGAUACCCCACAAGCCCGUCAUUGCGAUCGAAGAUAGCGACGAAGAACUCGAUGACGCCGACGAUGUGGCCAGCGACGAUAUCUACGAAGCAUCACCCGUCCGCAAGACACAACACCGGAGACAAACCUCAGAGCCCGAGGUGUCGCCUCUCGUGAUUGAUUCGGACGACCCUUUUGUAGAAGGAAUGGACGAGAACAAAAAGUCGCCCGUCGCAGCGGUAGCGGAAGAAAAGGAAGAUGACGAGUUUGAGGAAUACGUCCGACGCGCCAUGGAGCGUAAAAAGGCUCUCGAGCAGGAUGAGAACCAGCUCGUCAACGUUUUCGUCACCUCUGAUAUACCAGGCACCAGGGACCGGCAAUUCCGCUUCACGCUUGUCAAGCCGCUCAAGGUGAUUCGUAUGAAGUGGAUUGAAGUCCAGCUGGAACGUAUUGAGAUUCCUCGCUCGGAAGUGGAAAACGUGUUCCUCACAUGGCGUGGUCAUGAGCUGUAUGAUACGACGACGCUGCAUAGUCUCGACCUGGAGGCUACGUUCCGCAAGAACGGCGGCGGCGGUGGUGGUGGCGACGGUGGAGGGGAUCUAUCCGAGGGCUUCAAAGACGACGACUGGACAAACGUACAUUUGCAGAUGUGGACACGCGAGUUGUGGGAAGAGCACGAGAAGCAAGAGGCGCGGCGGAGGAGACACGAGCUCGGAGACUACUCUGACGACGAAGAUGGGGAUCAGGGCGACGGUGCGGAUGCCGUCGAGCCAGAGGUGGAGCAGAAGAUUAAGGUCCUCCUCAAGACCAAAACGGACGAGCCGCUCAAGACUUCUGUGAGGCCGUCGACCACGAUCGGAACGCUUAUGGAGCUGUUUCGGAAAAUGCGCGGGUUGGCUGCGGAUGCGCCCAUCACGCUCAUGUUUGACGGCGACGAGCUCGAAGAGGAUAUGACGGUUGAGGAGGCUGAUAUUGGUGACAUGGAGACGAUUGAGGUCUACAUAAGAUGAGGCCUCCUGGUUCACAUGUCGGCCGAGAUCAGAUGAGGAUGUCAGCCUCAGCCUCUGAAAACGAAAGUGUCACGGCCCGAAAUGGCAGUGGCUCGAGUCUCGAUAUCUAGGCAGAAGGGGGCAAGACGAGGCCCUUGAGGAGGGAUGUAAUUCAAGAUACCCGGGGAGUUUUUAGCGUUUUUUUCUCAUGGGAGGUAGCUUCAGCAUGGAAAGUUGAGAAGGCUUUUUGGACCUCUUGAUGUUGAGAUUCAUUGUGUUGGAAUGAGACCGAGCUGUCCCUAUUUUGACCCGCCUGCCCCUUGAC
This is a messenger RNA of Colletotrichum acutatum, 1872 nucleotides long. Its product is annotated as ubiquitin-2 like Rad60 SUMO-like-domain-containing protein. The record is from RefSeq and is a predicted model, not a curated record. Bases 114 to 1568 code for a protein of 484 amino acids. Gene Ontology annotation, molecular function: protein binding. Lineage: Eukaryota; Fungi; Ascomycota; Sordariomycetes; Glomerellales; Glomerellaceae. The transcript has 2 exons.